This is a messenger RNA of Carica papaya (papaya), 1762 nucleotides long. Lineage: Eukaryota; Viridiplantae; Streptophyta; Magnoliopsida; Brassicales; Caricaceae. The record is from RefSeq and is a predicted model, not a curated record.
CGUGCAAAAGUUGUAGCAUUAGAGGAGGACUUACGCAAAUCUCGUCAAGAGGCCUCUAAUCAUCAAAACCUUUGUCACCAACUAGAAAAGGAGUUGAAGGACCUUAAAGAUUGUGAAAAACAAAUAAUGCAAAAGAGAUCAAAAACAAUCUCUGAUCUACUCAUGUCCGUUUCGAAAGCUGAGAGGCAGGAAGCCAGGAUGAAAAUACGGCAGGAUUCACUGAGACUUGGUAAUGUUGGUGUGAUCAGAGCGGGAACCAUUAUAUCUGAGACAUGGGAAGAUGGACAAGUGUUGAAAGAUCUAAAUGCUUAUCUUAAACAGUUGCUAGAAACUAAGGAGGCAGUUGAGCGGCAACGGAAAUCACUGAAAAAACGACAAUCUGAUAAGGGUGACGGAGCUGAUACAGAAUCGGGAGUUCAUGAAGAAGAUCUUCUGAUCCAGGAUGAAAUAUAUAAAUCUCGUCUUGCCAGCCUAAAACGUGAAGAAGAAGUUAUACUGCGUGAGAGAGAUCGCUAUGAACUGGAGAAGGGAAGGCUUAUACGUGAGAUGAAACGGAUACGAGAUGAGGAUGGUUCUCGUUUUAACAACUUUCCCAUUUUGAAUAGCCGAUACUCCCUUUUGAAUCUUCUUGGCAAAGGAGGAUUUAGUGAGGUUUACAAGGCAUAUGACUUGGUAGAGCAUAGAUACGUUGCAUGUAAGCUUCAUGGUCUGAAUGCUCAAUGGAGUGAAGAAAAGAAACAAAGUUACAUUCGACAUGCAAUUCGGGAGUAUAACAUCCACAAAACCCUGGUGCAUCAUCAUAUUGUUCGGCUUUGGGACAUUUUUGAGAUUGACCAAAAUACAUUCUGCACUGUUUUGGAGUAUUGUAGUGGGAGGGACCUUGAUGCUGUUCUGAAGGCAACACCUGUACUACCCGAAAAGGAAGCAAAGAUCAUUAUUGUUCAGAUAUUUCAAGGCCUUGUAUAUUUAAACAAAAGAGCUCAGAAAAUUAUACACUAUGAUUUGAAGCCUGGGAAUGUUCUGUUUGAUGAGCUUGGUGUUGCAAAAGUGACUGAUUUUGGUCUUAGCAAGAUAAUGGAGGAUGAUGUUGGAUCUCAGGGUAUGGAACUUACUUCUCAAGGAGCUGGAACAUAUUGGUACUUGCCUCCUGAAUGCUUUGAGCUCAAUAAAACCCCUCUAAUUUCCUCCAAGGUUGAUGUCUGGUCAGCUGGUGUCCUCUUUUACCAGAUGCUCUUUGGAAGGCGUCCCUUUGGACAUGACCAAACCCAGGAACGAAUACUGCGUGAGGACACAAUUAUCAAGGCACGCAAAGUUGAGUUUCCUUCUAGGCCUAGUGUUUCAAAUGAAGCAAAGGAUCUGAUUCGGCGAUGUCUAACAUACAACCAAGCAGAGAGGCCAGAUGUUUUAACCAUUGCACAAGAUCCAUAUCUUACAUACUCAAAAAGAUAACAGCACAACACAGACACUGAAAAAACGGCCAAAACUGCCAAGCAGGGAGAAGCAGAAUUAUCCUCGGUCGACUUCACAUGAACACAUUGCCUUCCAGCCUCAUAAAAUUUUGUAUAGUUUUGUAAAGGUUUUUGUCGUUUAUCGCAUCCGGUUCCUCCCUGCUCCUUAGUAUAAAACCCCCACAGUUGUAAGCUUUUUUCUUUGCCUUGUUAAUCUAGUUUUCAUCAAUCCCGGUUGUAUGUUUAUGGGGCUUGAAACAUUUUUUGAAGGAAGAAAAUCUGAUGAGCCACAGAAAUCCUUUUAAAGCAUUCUA